Molecule: messenger RNA, 1213 nt
Organism: Brachypodium distachyon (stiff brome)
Lineage: Eukaryota; Viridiplantae; Streptophyta; Magnoliopsida; Poales; Poaceae
Product: transcription factor DIVARICATA
Exons: 2
Coding region: 275-826 (183 amino acids)
Molecular function (GO): DNA binding
Source: RefSeq, a predicted model, not a curated record
UGCCGAAUAAAACGCCCCCACGGGAUUCCAGAUUCCGGUUCCAUCGCCCAGAGUCCCGAGCACACGGGUGAACCCCACGCCCCACACCAAUAUAUACAAAUCCGAUUUCCCACGAGGAGCAACGAAACCACCGAGCCAAAGCGACACACGGCGCCGCCCGCCCAACCAUCCGUCCCGUCCACCACGGGCACACGCAAACGCAAGCGCCCUUUUCUUUUUCCAGCCGAUUGACGCGGCGCGCACUUGGCACACACCGAGAUCGUUUUCCGUGGCCAUGGAUUCUUCCUACUACUGCUCCAACUACCAGGCAGCGGCAGCGGCGGCCGCGCCGUGGAGUCGGCCGUGGAGCAAGGCGGAGGACAAGGCGUUCGAGAACGCGCUGGUGCUGUGCCCGGAGCACGCGCCCGGCCGCUGGGAGCGCGUCGCGGCGCACGUCCCCGGCCGCAGCCCCCGGGAGGCCUGGGAGCACUACCAGGCGCUCGUCGCCGACGUCGACCUCAUCGAGCGCGGCGCCGUCGACGUCCCCGCUUGCUGGAACCACGACGAAGACGGCGACGACGACGGCACGGCGGCCCGCCGCGCCGGCAAGGCCCGCGGCGAGGAGCGCCGCCGCGGCAUACCCUGGUCCGAGGAAGAACACAAGCUGUUUCUCGACGGGCUGGAGAAGUACGGGCGAGGCGACUGGAGGAACAUCUCGAGGUUCGCGGUGAGGACCCGGACGCCGACGCAGGUGGCCAGCCACGCGCAGAAGUACUUCAUCCGCCAGGCCAACGCCGCCACGCGCGACUCCAAGCGCAAGAGCAUCCACGACAUCACAACCCCUUGACCGGCAAGCGCUGGCGGGAUCAUCGGCGACGGCGACCGACAGCUACUCCCCUUCUUUAAUCGCCACUACUCGAUCUAGUGCCACUAUGCUUCUUAUCUUAGUUAACCAACGACGUGUACAUUCUAUAUCCUAGUAGUACUACUGUCUUAGUUAGCUCAAGACCUCUGCUCUAGAUUUUCGUAGCGUUUAUUAGGGUGGAAGGAACUAAUGGAGAUCGACGUGGUUAAAACAAAAAGAUGGUGUCUAGGUUAGGUUGAUGCAGAUGUCACGGUUUUACUACGGCUUAGUCAUGAUUUUGUAAACCUGCUGUCGAAGCUGUACUGGAUAAUCUUGUACGGCGAUGUGUCCCAAGUGAUGAAAGGCAUGUGUUGGAGAGACAUGUUGCGA